Molecule: messenger RNA, 1910 nt
Organism: Pistacia vera
Lineage: Eukaryota; Viridiplantae; Streptophyta; Magnoliopsida; Sapindales; Anacardiaceae
Product: phosphoinositide phosphatase SAC1-like
Exons: 7
Coding region: 1-819 (272 amino acids)
Biological process (GO): phosphatidylinositol dephosphorylation
Cellular component (GO): intracellular membrane-bounded organelle
Molecular function (GO): phosphatidylinositol-3,5-bisphosphate 5-phosphatase activity
Source: RefSeq, a predicted model, not a curated record
AUGCAUUUAUUGGCUAUUGAAUUUGCACAUCUAGUGUGUGUCCUUUUUUGGAUACAAUACAUCCUUCUUUCCAGGCAGGGAAGGUGGAGAGCUACUACCCAAUCUAGAAAUUUCUUAAGUCUAUCAAGCGACACCGAUGGUGAAAAGCAAGAUGCAAUAAAUUUAUUUUUGGGUUAUUUUAAACCACAGGAAGGGAAACCUGCUCUAUGGGAAUUGGAUUCUGAUUAUUAUCUUCACGUUUCUGGGAUUGGUGAUGACCUAUUCCCUGAUAAAUGUGAAAUACAGUUGAAGAGUCCCAAUUGGCUCUUCGGCCAGAGAAAGCUUGAAGGAAGUGUGUCUGCUCCCAAUGUUACAUCACAUGAAAUUGUAAAUCGGGAAGUUCAUAAUGAAAUAAGAGCCGACACUUUCUGUGACUUGAAUUGGCUUUCUUCGGUUGAUGACAUAAAUGACGAAGGUGUCUUCCAGAGGUAUCUCACAAUGAUCUUUGCUGAUGAAGCCAAUGGUUGGUAUGGUGGAACACUGCUCGGUGAUCAAGAUGAAGGCAGUGAGAUAUAUAAACAUUAUACUGAACUAUGCCAGGGCCCAGCGAUGGAACCCUUCCAAAAUGAUCAUCAGAGGGAGAUGCACUAUUCUCAUGUUGUAGAAAUGAAUAGACUUGACAAAGAUGUUGUCGAAGCAGAGAUGGAAGCAGUCCUCAGGGAGUGGGAUCAAAUUGGUGCUGAUCUUCGGAUCAUCCCGACAUCAUGUAAAUUGUUUGCUGAAGAUCCGAGUAGGUUGUCAAGAUGGAUCAUUGGGGAGGAGAAGUUGCAGAAAGUGUGAAACCAGUUUGCAGCUGUGUUUCCUGGCACUGUAUAUAUAAUGCAUAAGUCAUUGAGGGAGUACUUUUUGCUAAUUGAUUCUGCGUCUUCCACAAGUGAAAUGCUAUUCAUGUGCCAUUUUGGUCAUGAUGAUAUUGGGACUGUGAUGGAGGUGAUUACUGCAUAUUUUAUUCUGUCGAUUUCUGGUGACAAAUCAUUUGAAUGUUUCGUCAACAGUUUAUUUUGGCAGCCUGGCAAAGAUUUUAGGACUCCCGAGAUGAGCCUGAUUGUAUCUUUAUCGUUGCUUCUUAACCCUAUCAUGCAUUCUGCACCUAAAAUGUUUCAGCCAUAUUUGAUUUUAUUGUUCUCUGAAGCAAUUGGUGUUUGCAUACGUUCUGAGUAUUUAAAUCCAGAUCUUGCAAUCAUGGAUUGCUACCUAACAGCAUUGGAGAGGUCCAUUAUCUUGUACAAAAGCCACUUUUCCAACUUGCAUAUGGAUGACCUUCCUAUAGGUAGUAACAGUUAAAGUGUCAAAUCGUGUAUGUUUGGAAGUAGUCAACUGGCUUUUGAAUCUUAUCUUCAGCCAGCUACAAAGGACAAAAUUGAUCAUCUAGUUACAAAGCUUAACGAAUCUUUGGAUUGUUACGUAAACAAUACAGCUCAUAGAACAAAAUCCGACCUGAUGGAUGCCUCUAUUGCAUAUAUAAGGGAGAGCCUAAAUGCUUUUGAUAAAUCAUACAAAGAUAAAAUGUUGUCAAUAUUAACUUCCAUUGUACAUAGAUGCUCUUCUGAUAAUAUGCGUGAUCCUUUGUGGUGUAUUGAGGUCAAAAGUCCCCAAGAUAUAUGUCUCCUGGCUUCUAUAUUGAAGUUAAUGAGUAGUUCGAUGUUGCAAGCAAUUUGGUGCUUGAGGCACAUCAGCAAUUCAGGUUGUCUGAAAACUUUGCAGGAUGUUCUGUCAUAGGGAGAUUUAGAUGCUCUGUCACCAUUAUUUGCUUCUGGAUCGGAAUUUAUUUCAUCAAGAUCUUCUGAUAAAGUUGGAGAAGCAUUGCUGGAGCAGAAGUCAUGCAAAACAAUUGCAUCAAAAUUUCAAAACAUGCAGACAACGUUCUUCAG